UUAACGCAACUUUAUUGACAGCCCACAAAGUAACAGCGGUGGGCCCCACCAGAUAGUAAAAAUAACCGGGAUAUUGCGCGGUGAGGGACCCGGGGACAGGAGCGGGUGAGCGGAAACAUUAACGGGCUGAAUAGCGGCUCCGAGAAUACACCGAGAACCGGGGGGGGGGAAUACAGGCAGGGGAAGUGACGUCAGGGGCACGGGAUUAAGGUUGCCAUGGUGACGAGAGGAUACAGAACAAGGUAAUCGCUAAUCUGGCCCUAUGUGUGAUUUAUAUAAAGAUAAAUAAUAUAGAAAUAGCACAGUGUGGGCCCUGUGUAUGGGGUAUGUGUCGGUUACCAUGGGGACACUAUCUGUGUGAAUGGAAAUAUUAUCUAAACCCUGUCACCCCCUCUCCAUGUACAGACAGGUAUCAUUGAUACUGAUUGCUGGGGGUAAAGGGGUAAAUACAUCUUAUAUUACCCCCCUCUCCAUGUACAGACAGGUAUCAUUGAUACUGAUUGCUGGGAGUAAAGGGGUAAAUACAUCUUAUAUUACCCCCCCUCUCCAUGUACAGACAGGUAUCAUUGAUACUGAUUGCUGGGGGUAAAGGGGUAAAUACAUCUUAUAUUACCCCCUCUCCAUGUACAGACAGGUAUCAUUGAUACUGAUUACUGGGAGUAAAGGGGUAAAUACAUCUUAUAUUACCCCCUCUCCAUGUACAGACAAGUAUCAUUGAUACUGAUUACUGGGAGUAAAGGGGUAAAUACAUCUUAUAUUACCCCCUCUCUCCAUGUACAGACAGGUAUCAUUGAUACUGAUUACUGGGAGUAAAGGGGUAAAUACAUCUUAUAUUACCCCCUCUCCAUGUACAGACAGGUAUCAUUGAUACUGAUUGCUGGGGGUAAAGGGGUAAAUACAUCUUAUAUUACCCCCCUCUCCAUGUACAGACAGGUAUCAUUGAUACUGAUUACUGGGGGUAAAGGGGUAAAUACAUCUUAUAUUACCCCCCUCUCCAUGUACAGACCGGUAUCAUUGAUACUGAUUGCUGGGGGUAAAGGGGUAAAUACAUCUUAUAUUACCCCCCUCUCCAUGUACAGACAGGUAUCAUUGAUACUGAUUACUGGGGGUAAAGGGGUAAAUACAUCUUAUAUUACCCCCCCUCUCCAUUUACAGACCGGUAUCAUUGAUACUGAUUGCUGGGGGUAAAUACAUCUUAUAUUACCCCCCUGUCCAUGUACAGGGACAGGUAUCAUUGAUACUGAUUGCUGGGGGUAAAGGGGUAAAUACAUCUUAUAUUACCCCCCCUCUCCAUGUACAGACAGGUAUCAUUGAUACUGAUUGCUGGGGGUAAAGGGGUAAAUACAUCUUAUAUUACCCCCCUCUCCAUGUACAGACAGGUAUCAUUGAUACUGAUUGCUGGGGGUAAAGGGGUAAAUACAUCUUAUAUUACCCCCCCUCUCCAUUUACAGACCGGUAUCAUUGAUACUGAUUGCUGGGGGUAAAUACAUCUUAUAUUACCCCCCUGUCCAUGUACAGACAGGUAUCAUUGAUACUGAUUGCUGGGGGUAAAGGGGUAAAUACAUCUUAUAUUACCCCCUCUCCAUGUACAGACAGGUAUCAUUGAUACUGAUUGCUGGGGGUAAAUACAUCUUAUAUUACCCCCCUCUCCAUGUACAGACAGGUAUCAUUUAUACUGAUUACUGGGGGUAAAGGGGUAAAUACAUCUUAUAUUACCCCCCUCUCCAUGUACAGACCGGUAUCAUUGAUACUGAUUGCUGGGGGUAAAGGGGUAAAUACAUCUUAUAUUACCCCCCCUCUCCAUGUACAGACAGGUAUCAUUGAUACUGAUUGCUGGGGGUAAAGGGGUAAAUACAUCUUAUAUUACCCCCUCUCCAUGUACAGACAGGUAUCAUUGAUACUGAUUGCUGGGGGUAAAGGGGUAAAUACAUCUUAUAUUACCCCCCUCUCCAUGUACAGACAGGUAUCAUUGAUACUGAUUGCUGGGGGUAAAGGGGUAAAUACAUCUUAUAUUACCCCCCUCUCCAUGUACAGACAGGUAUCAUUGAUACUGAUUGCUGGGGGUAAAGGGGUAAAUACAUCUUAUAUUACCCCCCCUCUCCAUGUACAGACAGGUAUCAUUGAUACUGAUUGCUGGGGGUAAAGGGGUAAAUACAUCUUAUAUUACCCCCUCUCCAUGUACAGACAGGUAUCAUUGAUACUGAUUGCUGGGGGUAAAGGGGUAAAUACAUCUUAUAUUACCCCCUCUCCAUGUACAGACAGGUAUCAUUGAUACUGAUUACUGGGAGUAAAGGGGUAAAUACAUCUUAUAUUACCCCCUCUCCAUGUACAGACAAGUAUCAUUGAUACUGAUUACUGGGAGUAAAGGGGUAAAUACAUCUUAUAUUACCCCCUCUCUCCAUGUACAGACAGGUAUCAUUGAUACUGAUUACUGGGAGUAAAGGGGUAAAUACAUCUUAUAUUACCCCCUCUCCAUGUACAGACAGGUAUCAUUGAUACUGAUUGCUGGGGGUAAAGGGGUAAAUACAUCUUAUAUUACCCCCUCUCCAUGUACAGACAGGUAUCAUUGAUACUGAUUACUGGGGGUAAAGGGGUAAAUACAUCUUAUAUUACCCCCUCUCCAUGUACAGACAGGUAUCAGUGAUACUGAUUGCUGGGGGUAAAGGGGUAAAUACAUCUUAUAUUACCCCCUCUCCAUGUACAGACAGGUAUCAUUGAUACUGAUUACUGGGGGUAAAGGGGUAAAUACAUCUUAUAUUACCCCUCUCUCCAUGUACAGACAGGUAUCAUUGAUACUGAUUACUGGGGGUAAAUACAUCUUAUAUUACCCCCUCUUCAUGUACAGACAGGUAUCAGUGAUACUGAUUACUGGGGGUAAAGGGGUAAAUACAUCUUGUAUUACCCCCUUCUCCAUGUACAGACAGGUAUCAUUGAUACUGAUUGCUGGGGGUAAAGGGGUAAAUACAUCUUAUAUUACCUCCCUCUCCAUGUACAGACAGGUAUCAUUGAUACUGAUUGUAGCGGAGAGCUGAUUUCUCACAACUUAACUCCACUGGUAUAUUAGAAGAAUGCAGGAACAAGUAGUAAAUCCAAGAGGGUAAUCAGCAUGAAAAUCCAAUAGUAUCCCAUCACCUUUCCCAAUCACUGGACGACACACAGUACAGGAGUAGAACUGACAUUUAAUGACACAAUUCCUUCUUUUAUGGGAUUCUCCCAUGCAAGGGAGGGACUCACCAUAAUUACUACAGUAACCAAUCACAUAGACGUUACCUCCCACACAUCUCCUUAGCUUAACAGUUAACAUAAUUAUAAAGUACAUACUUUUCCCUAAUUCCAGGAUGUACCCCAAAUAUGGUAGGUACAUCUUUAAAUGUGGUACCCCGGGUAGUCCUGAUCUGGGUGAGAAAUAUAUUCAAAAAUCACCCAGAUCAGACCAGGGGUUUGGGAGUUAUGAGGAAGCAAAGAUUUGACCGACCGCAUGGGUAAAGUAGCCGAAAAUAGUUCCAUGAGAUCUGGCCCUGCGGUCGGUCUCUGUUCGUGCCUCAAAAGUCCCGAAAAUCUAUGUCAUCCAUGGUUAAGUUUGCAUUCGGAUGAAUCCCCUAGUUCGUGGGAUUCAUCCUACCGAACGGCGGGCCGUUCUUGCAUUUCAAUCAGCACUUUCUGAAGUCCUGGAGGUCUUAGCGGUGUUCAGUUAGUCGAGUGUCCGAUUUGAGUUCCAGACACUCGACGACCAAACACAGCUGUUCGCGCGUUAAAGAUGGCCGCCGCCACGUGUUCGGCUGCCGAAAUGGCAGCCACCCAGGAAAUACAGCAGAGCGUUCGUGUGUUUAAACCAAGGGAAUAGAACAAGCAUACAGGGAGGUAAAUUACAGCCACACUUCACACCAGGGUGGUCCGGUUGUUCGGUACCUUAGUUCGGAUGGUGAAUAUAGCUGUUCCCAUGCCGACUUGUACAUCUUUUAUGUAAUUCUGUAUAAUCCAGGCACAGGAAAAACUCUUAGGUUCCAACAAUAAAAGGGAAUAGAUUGGACAGCCAAACGGGUUCUGCUACAGUGUGUUUGGUAGUGUGUGGAUGUGAGGGGCUGUUUGGGGUAUUGCAUGUGAGAGGCUGCAUGUAGGGUUGUGUGCAUGUAUGUGGAUUGUUAGUGGUGUUGAUUGUGUGUGUGUGUGUGUGUGUGUGUGUGCGUGUGCUGUUCAUAUUAUUUGUAUGAGGGGAGGGUUAUUCUGCAGCUCUGUGUAGAUCUAGCAGUGUGGGUGGCUUCCCUGGAUUCCAGUAGGGACCAGGCUGGCCAGGUACAGGUCAGAGACAGGAGCUGCAACAGCAGCCGCGGGCUGCUCUACUACAGUGUGGAUUCCCAUCCACAAGUGCUGGGAGGAACUGAUCUCAGAUCACUUCCUUUCUUUAUGUGCUGCAAUGCAUAACUUGAGGAUUGUCCUUCACCAUGUCUUCGUAUUAGCAGAUAUCUGAAGUUUCAGUGGGACUCCUGAUAGGCCAGAGCCUGUUUGGCUCUAGCAGCCUUGAGUGCCGUGCAUGGCACAAGUGCCAUAGGUUGCCUACCCCUGCUAUAGACGUUUCAUCAUUAAACUUGCAUCAUUAUAUCUCCUAAGUACCUAAUUCCUAAAAUCCCACCUGGGAAGAGGGCUUAGGGAGUCUUUGGGCAAUUGCACAUGAAAUCACAAUUUGUGAAUGCACACUAAAUCUUUAUUAAAGGGACACUAUAGUCACCUGAACAACUUUAGCUUAAUGAAGCAGUUUUGGUGUUUAGAACAUGCCCCUGCAGCCUCACUGCUCAAUCCUCUGCCAUUUAGGAAUUAAAUCCCUUUGUUUAUGAACCCUAGUCCCACCUCCCUGCAUGUGACUUGCACAGCCUUCCAUAAACACUUCCUGUAAAGAGAGCCCUAUUUAGGCUUUCUUUAUUGCAAGUUCUGUUUAAUUAAGAUUUUCGUAUCCCCUGCUAUGUUAAUAGCUUGCUAGACCCUGCAAGAGCCUUCUGUAUGUGAUUAAAGUUCAAUUUAGAGAUUGUGAUACAAUUAUUUAAGGUAAAUUACAUCAGUUUGAAAGUGAAACCAGUUUUUUUCUUUUUUCAUGCAGUCUCUGUCAAUCAUAGCCAGGGGAGGUGUGGCUAGGGCUGCAUAAACAGAAACAAAGUGAUUUAACUCCUAAAUGACAGUGAAUUGAGCACUAUACACUAUGAUCUAUACACUAAAACUGCUUUAUUUAGCUAAAGUAAUUUAGGUGACUAUAGUGUUCCUUUAACUGCACAGUAUUUGGUUGGAUAAGCUGUGGUUCUGAGCAGAGCAGACUUAGAAAUGUCUGUCCCUAUCAAUCAAGAAUAACCAGAAGAAAGGCAUUAAAAAAAUACUGUAUGCAAGUUGUAUGAUUCGUGUAGUUUUGUAUUUGAAACAAUAAAACUACUGACUGUUUUUCCUGUUUAGUACUACCAAUGGAAACAUGCAUGUAUGGGGACAGUUGUAUUGCUAAAAACGGCUUGCAAAUGCUGCAGAUGUCAUGUCUGCAGCCUUUGCAAGCCCUUGGUCUUCUAACCCCGCCCAGACUUUCUGUGGCUGUCCAAUCACAGACUUGACCAAUGCAGCUCAAUGAGCAGUCUUUGCAAACCAAUCCUAGGAUGUAAGGGGGUGUAACAAGGUUAAUUUAUCAAAGUGCCAAUUUCUAUUGAAAGCUGCCCUUUUUUGUAAAAUGACAAAAGAGGACCCUGUCUUCACACAUAAAGUGCUUAAGGUGUCUGGGGGUCCCUUUAAGUAAAUAUUUGGUCCAUGUUUCUAAAACAGUAUUUAGUUUUUUACCUUGUUUUGUGUUCUCCCAUUACAGGAGUCAUCAUGCUUGUUCCCAUAUUUACCUUGAAAUUAAACCACAAAAUCAAUCCACGUAUGGUGUCUGUAGGGAAGUAUGAUGGGAUACAUCCGUGUCUCACAGCUGCCACCCAAGCUGGAAAGGUACAAUAUUUAACGUGUGGAACCAUUAUAGAUCCUCUUUAACAUGGGCUUAAUUUGCUGAGACCAUGCCAGAAUUGGGUGUAUAAGGGAUUACAAAGGGAAUGUCUCUUUUCAAUAGCUACUAAUAGAAAAUAAUGUAUUGGUACCUUAGAUUUGUUGGAGAAAAAAUGCCUUAGACUUUAAUCUACUAAAUACACAAAGAAAUGCAGACUUGAUACAGUCAAUAUGCAAGACAGAAUACAGCGACUUUGCUUGUGUCUGAUGCAUUGUUUAGCUAUAACUUUGCAUUCAUUAGCUAUUAUUAUAUUAAUUUCAUAUCCCCCUUCUGUGAUUGGUUGAGAGCUGUUGUGGUUUUUAUUCCCCUUUUUGAGUACAACAAAGCUUCUAGGUAUGUUUUUCCUGUCCGUGUACAGCUAUUACAUGUACAGUUUCUGUCUGCAUGGGCCAGUAUAGCUGUCUGCAUUUCUAUUGGCAGCCUAAAGGAUGUAAGUAUAGAUCAUCCCUUAGAUUCCCGUUGUUGAAAUUCUGUUGUGUCCAGCAAACCAUUGGCAAUACUCAAGUGAGCUGCUGAAGUGCCCAUACUUUGAUUAUUAUUUAUAAAGUGCCAGCAGAUUCCGAAGCGCUGUACAGUGGCUGGACGAACAAACGCGUAAUUGAAACCAGAUGAGUUGGACGCACAGGAACAGAGGGGGUUGAGGGCCCUGCUCAUUACGCAAACAUUCUAUAGCAGGGCUGCCCAAUAGGUAGAUCCCCAGAUGUUGUAGAACUACAGCUGACAUGAUGCUUUGUCAUUCCAAAGGCAUGCAAAGCAUCAUGGGAGUUGUAGUUCUUCAUCUAGGGAUCUACGUAUUGGGCAGCACUGUUUAUAGGGGGUGGGGUAAAGUGACACUAAAGGUGUCUUAUUGGGCAUCACAUUUUUUGAUAAAUAGUGUUGGUCCAUUUGAAUGUCACUGUUUCUUGUUUUGUCCCACAGUUAUCCCUACAGUCUCUACAAUGAAUGUAUUUCUACUGUCUUACUAUUCUACGCUGUGUUUUAUGGAAGUGGUCUGUUACCAUCAACCUGCACUUUGUUUUUUAGAUUUUUAUCCAUAACCCCCACACCAGAGGCCAGCGGGCUUCUUCCAACCGCCUGGUGCAGAGCAGCCAAGACUCUGACAUCUCUCUAUUAAACAUUAACCAGACAGUCAGCUGUCUAACAACUGGGGUGUUGGAUCCAAAGCUGGGCUGUGACUCGCUCAUCGUGGGAACACAAACCAACCUUCUAGCGUAUGAUGUGCACAACAACUCUGACCUUUUCUAUAAAGAGGUGUGUGUGUCCACGAAUUAUACUUAAUAUAUUAGAUGUUAAAUAAUGCACUAGUGGUGCAAGUAUAAAAUGUGAUCAUCAAUGGGCUAUUAAAUAAUUAGGAUAUUUUUAAGCAAAUAUGUAUUUUUUUUUAUUUUUUUUUUGCCUCCUGUGAGCGUCAUGUGGACUUAAUUUUGUCAGAGAAAUCUAAAUGUUAAUUAUCAGUGCUCCAGUAAGGUGCUGUGUUGUUUCGGCAGGAGCAACACCCACUGAAAUACAAUAUAUCGCCCAUUUUAUUUUUGACUCAAACUCCUUUUUCAUAGAAAUCAGCCAUAAUUCAGUUUAUUGGGGACAUCCAUGAUUAUUCUUUCCAUACGGAAAGGAAUGUGUCUAUUUCCAGGCUGUGUUGUAAAAUAUGCUAAUAAUUUGAUGCUAAUUUUAUAUGUGCAUGUUUCUGGGUUCAUUACAAACGAGUAGCCAGCUUUUAACACGGGCAUUGGUGAGCUACAAGCAGUAUUGGGCUGAGAAUAAACGUGUCUCUCCUUUUCUAAUGUGUGUAACUGAGAAUAUGGAUCACCAUCCAGUGUGGUGCUAAUCUCUGUGCUUCAUCUGUGUAGAUUGUAGAUGGAGCCAAUGCUGUGGUGGUUGGGAAGCUGGGAGACGUUUCUUCCCCCCUCGCUCUCAUCGGAGGAAACUGUGCCUUGCAAGGGUUUGAUUGCAGUGGAAAUGACUUGUUUUGGACGGUGAGCAAAUAAUCCUGAAAGGGGGGGGAACAAUCUACUGUUUCCAACAUGGGUAUAGCAUUGAUCAUUUUUUUUUUUUUUUUUUUAAUUUUUAUCCCAAUUUUAAUAUUUUUGGGUAACUUUUGAAAUGACUAGAUUUUUGGCUACUUUUAAAAAAUGAUUUAAUAGUUUUAUAUGUAAUAUAUUUUUACGUAUUAUAAUAUUUUUUUAUUUUUUUAAGUUUAUCCAAAAUUUUAAAUGAUUUGAAAAGCUUACCUAAAACUAUAAAAUCAAGGUCUUUAUUAAGUAUAAAUAAAGGAUACGGAGAUCAGUAGAACAAUGAUAUAGUAGUUUCAGAUUUGAAAAUAUAUAUCUAGAUCUAGAAAUCGAAUUAAAAAAAAAAUGUUUGUGAUAUUUGUCAGGAAUUCAAAGUGAAUGGGUGGUUUCUGCACUCGAAUCUUCUCACUUGCAGUUUAGCAUGAUGCUUCCAGACCUCAUAGGAGAUCCCAUAUAAUAGUCUUAGUUUACAAUUUACUACAGUUUAGUCUCAGUUUAGUCUCAGUUGAGUCUCAGUUGAGUCUCCGUUUACAGUCUGCAGUUUUCUAUUCCUAAUGCUAUAGUGUUCAUUUAACUUGCUUUUUAUCUCCUGCUCUGUAAAUUGAACUUUCAUCACACAGGAAGCUCCUACAGUGUCUAGGAGGCUAUUAUCCGAGCAGGAGAUAAGGAAUUCUAGAUUAAACAGACGAUGCAAUACAGGAACCUAGAAUAUCUAGGUUCAUUUUCAGGAAGUGUUUAGGACAGCUGUGCAAGUCACAUGCAGGGGGGUGUGACUAUGGCUGUAUGAACUAAGUAAUUUACAUCCUAAAUGGUAGAUAAUUAAGCAGUGAGCCUGCAGGGGCAGUACUGCUGCAUUAAGCUAAAGUUGUUUUGGUGCCUAUAGUGUCCCUUUAAGCUGUAUAAGACAGUCUGAUUAAUUUUUGCUUUAAUUAAUUGAUACAUGAUUUAUGUGCUAAUCUUUUAAUUACAAUUUCACAUUGAAACAUAGAUAAACAAGAACAUUUGCCAGAUAUUCAACCAAAAUAACAUUUCGGGGGAAUAAUGCAAGGCCAUGUAGGGUUAUCAAACAUACCAAAAGCGGUAUCCAAUACAGCAAUAUCCAUAGGAUGCUCAGCAAGGCAGGUGUGAGGUACAAGUUACAAGUGUCGGAAGCAGUGGGAAGAGGAAGGAAGUGAAGGCACAGCGUGUUUAUUUCGGGUUCAAGUCAGCUGUGUAGAGCAAAAGUAUCCAAGUCCCAAAAAGGAUUGGUUGGUCUUUUUUAUUUUAUAUGUGAACAGUGCUGUAUUUGUUUUAUUUUUAUAUAUAUAUAUAUAUAUAUAUAUAUAUAUAUAUAUAUAUAUAUAUUCCAAGCUGUUGUAUACAGCAAACACAGACUCAAAGGAAUCCAUGUUUAAAAUGGAAUGAGGCAAAAAUGUGAUUCUUUGUUAAACUCAUUUACAUAUGCCCACCCAGAAUCCUUUGCGAUAGUAACAUCACGGCAGAUUUGUGAUUUCUGUGGGAAAAGCAAGUCUUAUGGCUUGACUGGUGUGCAGAUUUUUGUUUAACAUUGAGAUAUAUAUAUAUAUAUAUAUCUCUCUAUAUAUAUAUAUCUCUAUCCGUCCAAGUCCUUGCACUCCAACUAUAGCAUUAUUACCCGGUGCAAAAAAAGUCACUCUGAGAAUUCCACUAGCAUUUUCUUUAUUCAAGUAAAUCCAAGUCAACGUUUCAGCUCCUCAUUGGAGCUUUCAUCAGGACAUAUAAAAUAAAGUUAUGUGUAUUUAUUUUUGUCCAACCUUUAAAUUGUUUGUUUUGGUAGGUUACUGGAGACAAUGUGCGAUCAUUGGCACUAUUUGACUUUGACGGGGAUGGAAAGAAUGAGGUAGGUUUGCUUUUACUUCACUUUGCUGACUACAUUUUUCAUCUUUGGGGAAUUCACAAACCUUAUGGGAUGAAUGAUGCUCUUUUAUGUAUGUUGGAAAACACACUUAUAAGUACACGGAAUGGUAUAUGUUUUUAAUAAUGGUUGCAUUGAACCCCCAUCCCUCAUCACAGAAUAAAUAUCUUUUAACUUCUCUCCAGCAAACCAAUUCUAUUCUAUAUCAUGUGUCCAACUCUAGUUUAUAGUAUAAAGGAUAUUGUACUGAUAUAGUAGAUCCUAAUAACGUAAUGCUUUUGAAGUAAAUUGCUUUAAUUGUACUUAUAACUAUGCGUUAUUAACCGUAUAACGACUGUUAAUUUACCCAAUUUAUCUUAUUUCACGUAAUGUUCAUAAUAAACGAACAUACAUACAAUAAAGAAAAAAAGCAUAGUAAGAAAGGGUAUCUUGUGUGCUGGAGGUGUGUUAUGAUUGAGAGACGGAAUCGCUAAGACUGUUUUUGGUAUGAUUGUUAAGGUUUGGUUGGUUAGAGACAAUAUUUCAAAUUAUUAAAUUAAAGACUUAAUCAUACAGUAGUUUCAUGCCCGAUGAAUUUGCUGGUAGAUCAAUUACUCGUAAUGUAAUACUCAUACCACCUAGACCAGAUUUUAUUAUAUUUCGUAAUGUUUCUUUUAUUAAAGGUAACCGCUUUCUCCAUUUGACCUUGGUAAUUAAUUUUGCUUAUGAUUUCGGUAAAGGUAGGAGUUUCUUUGCUCCUCCAAUACCUAGAACUACAAAUCUUUGUUGCCAUCAAAAUAUGGACUAUAAAAAUUUUUUUGGAAUCCAAUAGACCGGUAAGAUUUAUAUAACACUAAAUAUCCUUAAAUAGUUGUGAUACAAACUCCUUAAUCAAAUUAAAUUUAGGACAGUCCCACCAGAUAUGUUUCAACGAUCCAAAAUCUUUAUUGCAUCUCCAACAUCGGUUGGAGUAUUGAGUUUACAUAAUCUGGGGGGAACCAAGUACCACCUAUUAAGAAUUUUAUAAAAAUGUUCUAAUAUGUUUAUACAGUGUACUGAUUUUUUUAAGAUAACCAAUGGAUUUAAUCCAUAGUUGAUAAGAAAAGGAGUUACCAAGGCCACUUUAUAAUAGUUUAAAAAAUUCUUCAGGGACAGAUUUAUUAAUAAUCUGUCUAAUUUUAGAAGGUUAUUUUUUUUUUUUUUUUUUGUGAUUGACCUAAAAAGAAGUAUAUCCAUAGCGGACUGAUCCACUAAUUGGAUAUUUUUUUAUUUAUUUUUUAUUUAUUUUUUUAGAAAAUUAACAAUCCUUAGAUUUGUAAAUGUUUCCGCUUGAAACACAUUCUGUGCAGCUACCCAGUUUGGGGGACACACUGUGCUGUGUCUUUUUAAAGAAUCGGUGUAACUAACACUCUCUUUUCUUGAUUGCAAAGAUUUUGGUGCAGAGAGUACCCUGGUGCAGAAUGUUCCUACUUUCCUUGCUUAAAAUGGUUUUUGUCUGCAACAAUUCGUAUAUGCAAGUCAUAAGUCCCCUUGCUCAGGCACAGUAAAUUAAGAGUUUUUACUUUGUCCUUUGUUGCCUCAAUUUCAUCCAACUUGUCUGGGCAGAAUCUUGGCGUCUUACGCCCCCAUGAACUAAUGCAAAUAGCUGCAUAUGGUCUGGUUCACAAAACUGGGUAUAGACUGACCGCUGCCAUGGUAUGGCUCCUAUCUGUUUAUAGAGCAUUUCCAUAUAUCCUCUAUGAUGAGCGUAACUGUGACUAAGGAGACAUUAUUUAUCCCCAAAACUCCUCCUGGACAGCAGUCUAUCUAAUCUAUCUCAUAAACUGGUCACUAACUGCUUGGCUGUCACUCGAAGAAACAUUACUGAAGAGUACCAUUAAAUCGCUUUCAUUCCUUGAUUCAGAUGUUCACUUCGUUCUGUCUGCUUUCUUACCCUUUGUAUCUUUUGUUUUUUGACAUCUAUAAAAAGUGUUUCAUUCUCUUCAUUAGCUUCUUGUUGGAUCCGAAGAUUUUGACAUUAGAGUCUUUAAAGAAGAUGAAAUAGUUGCUGAGAUGAAUGAGAGUGAGGUAAGAAACUUAGCAGCCUGUUAAAUGUCAUCAUUUGUCCUGUGUGUCAUUAAACAAGUUUUGUCAUGCUCACAGAUCAGCGUCUCUUUACAAUAUUGUUAAACUUGCUCUGAUUUAAAAUGGGGGAGUUUAGACAAGACUUAGUCUUAAGCAGCAGUUGAUAUCUGGCUUUCUUGUGGCCCCUUGAAGGACUAGAUGAUUAAAGAAGAUGAAUUUGCCCCAGGCUGCACACUCCCUGUUGCUUAAUUAUGGAGACCGUUUGAACUAAUACAAGGAUUAUUAAUAAAAUGUGACAUGGCGGAAAGUUAAAGGAACAUUAUAGCAGUAGGAAAACAAAUGUGUUCUUAGUGCUGUAGUGUCCUAGUCCCUAUAUAUAUUAAGCCCCCCUCUUAACCUGUAAAAAAUAAUAUUUAAAGAAAUGUCUUACUUACCUUAUUUUCAGCACCAAUACUCACUCAGUACCGCCGUCCGCUCCUUCUCCAGUGAUGUCAUCCUGGAAACAUGACUUCAACCAUGAUCAACCAACUCAAUGCUUUUCACAGAGAAGCAUUGGGGACAAGAUGAUGCAUGUGUGGUUAGCACCAUACAAUCAAAUGUUUCUCAUAGGGAACCAUUAAAUUAAAAGCUUUCUUAUGAGUUGCAUUUAAUUUUUUUUUUUUUUUUAAUAUAGUGAGGUUUUAUUGAUCCAUCAUGUGCAGAUCAUGGUCAUUGUUUUAAAGUUUAACAUACCUCACGUCACGCAGGAUUGAGUCCAUAAAAGGAAAAAGAUAGGAGCACAAGAACAGUAACAGUCUCCUGGUGUCGGACAUAUAUCUGUAUCGGUGUGUUUAACCCUUCACUCAGAACUUUAUUUCUACUAAACGGCCAUUGUUUAGAGGGUGAAAACAACAGGGUCACUGCACCCAGACAGUGAAUUACGACAUUCAUGCACGAAACAUGGCUAAAUCCUAUCCAGAUGAAAGGAGUAUAAUGUGAGCAUGAUGUGUGGAGUUCUUAAAUUACACUUUCCCUUUCAGACUAUAACAUCUCUGUGCCCAAUGAAUGGCAGUCGUUUUGGGUACACAUUAUCCAAUGGAACAGUUGGGGUCUAUGAUCGGGCGGUUCGGUCCUGGAGAAUGAAAGUAAGUAUGACUACAAGAUGCAUUUCUCAAAGCAUAGACCCUUUGCACCAAUUUAAAGGACACUGACCUAACCAAUGAUGACUAUUACUAGGAGAAUAACUAUUUGCUGUUGCACAGAUAUAAACCACAAGCUUACAUUGGCAUCAUAUUUUUGUGGAGCAUGUUAAACAUAAUUUAUCAUUAAAGUGUACUGUAAUCUGAAAGGCUCAACAGAUUCAUUAAAAUCAUUCCUUUUAAAUUAUAUAUUUAUUUUUUUUCCUAUGCCUAAAAAAAUAAAUAAAAGCAGACAAGCAAUAGCAUAUGAAAAUAGAAGCACUCCCUUAUUAUUUGUCUUAUACUCUCUUAUUAUAUUGAUCAAGAUCUUAAAAGUAUUCCGAGACCAGAUUUGAAAGGUUUGGAAUAAAGUAAUGCUUUUAAUGAAGUGUCUGCACAUUUCUCCUUAGAGUACACUUUAUUGUAAUGAAUCCUUGCAUGACGUUGGUUUGUGUUUGGUAAUAAUAUGGAAUGGUUCUUCUCUGUCCUACUUGAUAUCAUUUUACUGAUUUUGUCUAAAGGUGCUCAGAUAUGCUUGCGAAGGCAAUAGCACGGUAACUCUGUAUUGAGGUAUGAUUUCCGUCUUGCUAUUCUGCCUAUAAUUCAGACCUGUGUUUCUGUCUUCUCUCUUCACAGUCUAAGAAUCUUGCCAUGAGUAUACAUGCCUUUGACCUCAACUCAGAUGGAGUCUGUGAGCUGGUCACUGGGUGGUCCAAUGGAAAGGUGGGUGCUAGGUCAGCUUCUUCACACAUUUAAAAUUUUUCUUUUUUUGCAUGGUUUAAUUGCAUCUUCGAAGUCAUGUAAACCGUAAUGUUGAGAAAAAGUUGCCUAGUCUUUUAAAACAUACAUUUUCUGUCCUUGAAGAGAUGCCUAGCAGCUCCCUGCAUCCUCUAAAGAAUAACUGCACUGGGAAGAAAUGAACAAUCUGUAGAUAUCAAAUGAUCUCUGUGUUAGACGCGGAUUGUGCGUGGAGAGAAAUUGAGGGCUCUUAUAGAUCUCUCCAACAAGACAAUGAAACCAUUUAAAAAUGUUAGGCAACCAUCUUUAAUAUUACUGCAUAAACAGCGUCUAUGUUGCCUAAACAAAAACAUAUCAUAAAUCAGACUAUACAUAAGACACAUGGUCACCCAUUUAGACUGGAAAAAAAUGAGAUUUAGUCUAAGGCAAAGGAAAGGAAAGUUGGGAGGGUUUUUUUUUUUUUUUUUUUUACAGUGAGAACAAUAAGGAUGUGAAAUUCUCUCCCUGAAGAGGUGGUUUUAUCAGAGUCUCUACAGAUGUUUAAGCAGCAACUGGAUGAAUGCUUGCAAAAACAUGUUCAGGGAUAUCAUUUUUUUUUUUUUUUGUAUUUGACAAUUUUUAUUGUUUUUGCCAUACGUAAACAUAAAUGCUGUGGGGAUACAGAAGAGAAAGGGGAAGUAGGGAAGUCUCAGGACACAUUAUUCCAUUUUCACACAUCACAGUUCUGUGUAAGUAGGUACAUAUCAUAUUCCCUUACAUCUAUAUCAUAAAAUCACAUUAUUUGCCGACGAUGUGAUGCUUACUCUAACCAAACCCGAAACAUCCCUACUGACACUACAAUCCGUAAUACAGAGGUUCAGUAACUGCUCAUACUAUAAACUCAAUGUUGCCAAAACCCAAGCCAUGAGCUUCAACAUCAGAAACCCAAGACUUUCAAACCUGCGAGCUGCCUUCACAUAUGACUGGAGACAAGACCACCUUACCUUUUUAGGAAUAGCUCUAACACCACAUACACACAAACUGUACCACGCUAAUUAUGAGAAACUCCUUCGGGAAAUAAACAAUCAACUGCAGAACUGGAGGGGGAAAUAUGUGUCGUGGAUGGGUAGAAUAGCAGCGGCAAAAAUGAUGGUGCUGCCCCGCUUACAAUACCUCUUCAGGACCUUACAAAUUGAUCUUCCAAAACAAUUCCUUAAUAAUGCCCAACGAGCUAUAAAUACGUUUAUAUGGGGUGGGAAAAAAGCCAGAACGGCAGCAGACAUCUUAUACAAACCUUUUAUAAAUGGAGGAAUGGGGGUGCCGAAUGUCUCACGAUAUUACGAUGCGGCCAUAAUAAGCACACUAGUGCAAAUGCACCAUCACAAAAAACCACUAGCGUGGAACCAAAUAGAAAUGGUGCACACUGAGGGGCUAUCACUACACACAUUGGCCUGGAUGCCAGCGGACAAAAGGCCACAUUACAAAAAAAUAUGCCCAACUACGGCAACGACACUGAAAGUGUGGGACAAUUUAGUUAAAAAACAACAACCUCGAGCGCGGAUUUCCACAACCUUCCAAAUCCAGGCAUUAACUAUCCUGAUCCCAGGAUUUGAAUAUAAAAUAUGGAACUCCCACGGGGUAUUCUGCUUGUCACAGGUACUAGACAACGGACAUAUGAUAGACUAUGACACACUACAUAGCAAGUACAAUCUUCCAUCUACAGCUUUCUUCUCAUACCUACAAUUGAAAUCGUGGGUAAACAAACACUACGACAUCACACAAAUCCAGGGACACGUGCUCACAGAGAUAGAACAUUUAUGUUUGGCAAAGAAACCACCACAACGACUACUAUGCACCCUGUAUAGCUUGAUCGGGCCAAGCGACCAUAUAGAACAAUUCAAAUGUAUUAAAGCAUGGGAAAAAGAACUUGAACAAACACUGACACCUGAAGACUGGUUACAAACACAGAGGGCACACAAAACACUGACACUGAACACAGCACAUAUUGAAAUCAGUAGGAAAAUACUAUAUCGUUGGUACAUGGUGCCAACCAAGAUCCACAAAAUAGACCGCACAAAACUAGACACCUGCUGGAGAUGUGGUGCAGCGCCAGGCAAUAUGACACGUAUUUGGUGGGCAUGCCCGAAACUAACCACCUUUUGGUCUGAAAUAAGGGAUAUCAUUUUUAAUUUGUGGGGUAACAGCUUCUUGAGCCAAGUAGAGAUCUGACUGCCAUUCUGAGGUCAAGAAGGAAUUUAUCCCUAAUUUGUUGUUUUUUUUUUUUUUGUUUUUUUUUGGAAGCGCUUCAGACUGGGUUUUUGCCUUCUUUUGGAUCAACAGCAAAAACAAAUGUGAGGAAGGCUGAACUUGAUGUCCGCAAGUCUCUUUUCAGCUAUGUAACUAGUUAACUAAUUGAUAUUUCCUUUAGUUUUUAUUCUGGUUUCCAGAGAAAGCAGAUUUGUAAGAGGAUAUUCUCUGUUCCAUAUAAAGCUGGUAAAUAUCAGUUUGGUACAGAGAUUGUUCUGUACAGCCAUGGCUCUCAUGCUCUUAUAUAUACAAUAAACAUGUAUUGUGAAUAUGUGUAGAAUUUAUACUUUUUUUUUUGCAGAUUGAUGCCCGUACAGAUCGUACAGGGGAGGUGAUCUUUAAAGACACCUUCUCAUCCUCAAUAGCAGGGGUGGUGGAAGGUGAUUAUCGUAUGGAUGGAAAGACACAGUUGAUCUGUUGCUCCAUCGAUGGCGAAGGUGAGCAUUAAAAGAAUAACGAAUGGUUGAAUCAGAUCAAAAUAUUGCACUAAGCUGUGUGUAAAUCUCCUCCAUUGGCCACCAUGUAGCAGUUCCUGGGAAUGCAAAAGGGCAAAUGCUUUCUAUUUCUAUACAAAUGAAUUGUAUUAAUGGUUAUUGAUGUAUUUUAUUUUAAAUCUAAGCUUUAUCAAGUCUUAAGGAGAAAUGAAAAUUGAGGUAAAUAGCAGUAGUAGUGCAUUUAAAAAAAAAAAAAAAAAAAAUGUAAUAUUUAUUUUUUAGUCACUCAUGACUUUCAGGUAAAGCACAAGAGCAUUCCACUAAUUUUAUAGAAGUAUUGCUGUUCAUGUGUAAGAGAGGAUAAAUUCGGGGGCGGAGCCUGACUGUGGCGCUGAGCAGACACACUAUCUGUGAGCUCCCGAGUCUGGGCCCGAUUAUCGGCUGUAAUAGUGGGCAAAUCGCCUCAUCUUGAACCCCAACCUACCGCAUCUUGCUACACAGAAGCUGGUGAAUCGGGGGAUACAUCGCAUACCCAAAAUGCCCGCUGAAUUGCCUGGGCUGGGGCCUACCUUACGCAGAGCAGGGGAGAGGCAGCCGCUCUCCCGGCCCAUCAACGCACCAUCCAAGGUACUCACCUCUCAGGGGUUAUCCCGGUCCCAAUUGUCCCAAUCCGCAUACCUCAGUGGACUCCAAACGCUGGCACGAGCCCCAUUCAUGUACCAUACCUGCAGGCCACUCGCCACUCUAAAAUGGCGGACGCGCAGUCCAACGGGGUCUCUGUGCCUCCGGAGUAAGCCUGGGCUGGGGCCUACCCUACGCAGAGCAGGGGAGAGGCAGCCGCUCUCCCGGCCCAUCAACGCACCGUCCAAGGUACUCACCUCUCAGGGGUUAUCCCGGUCCCAAUUGUCCCAAUCCGCAUACCUCAGUGGACUCCAAACGCUGGCACGAGCCCCAGUCAUGUACCAUACCUGCAGGCCACUCGCCACUCUAAAAUGGCGGACGUGCAGUCCAAAGGGGUCUCUGUGCCUCCGGAGUACCGUUACAGCACAAACGAGCCUCUAAUCGCCUGCUGGAACAAGUUGUUUGAUAACUUCUGGGCACGGAUUGAAGCUCGACACGCUGUUCCACAGACGCAGCUGCAGGAGAGCUGGAGCACACAAGGAAACCAGAGCGGCGGCAGCCGGAGAGGGUCUGGGACACCCUCUGGCACCACCUCGACUAAGCAGUCCGCAACUCUCCACACUAGCCCAUCUGGGUCAAAGGCCAUCAGGGGAACAACCCCGGCGCAUCUUCCACGCAGGCGGAGGCCUACCCACCGCUGGCGGCGCAACAACACCAAAGCCCCCAGACCUGUCCCAGCAGGGAAAGACCUGGCUACAUGAUGCUGGCCUUACAGCAGACCUGGAGCUGGAGGGAAGAACAGGCUUGCUCCUGGCUGUCUGCCAACACCAGCAAUUACCCAGUGCUGCCGGAACAGAUUCUCCCUGGAAGAAUAGGGUGACCCACUAGCCCACGGGCGUUCCCCCACAUCCAUAAAAGGAUGCUACCCAGUCAUACAUGGACGCUGGCUAUAUAUGUCCUGAUGCCUCACAUUGAGACAGUUCUCACUUUUCUCUGCAUGUGUUUACUUAUAUUGCAUUGGUCCUUCUUAAUCUGCUGACUAUGAUAUAACUUAGCCAGCCAUCACGUCCCUCAGGCCGUGAUGUCUCUGUAUAAGCUACCACCUAUACAUCUGUCUUCUACAGCAUACGACACUUAGGGUUAAUCCAGCUAUGAAUAGCAAUUGGCAUAACCGUGAUACCUAGCUCGCAACCUAUAACUUGCAUUCUGUAACGUCCUCUGUCGAUAUCACACAACCCCAAUGUAACUACCGCUAGAUAACCCAUCUCUAUUCCUUCAGCAAUAUCGGUUAUGCGUGUUUAUACUAUGUCCACGGAGAUACGCUUACCGUUCUCUAUACAUGUUUUAAGCUUACUUACUCAAAUCUGAACGCACACAUGUCCUCUUAAUCCUGAAACCCAACUCUUUAAUUCGAGACAUGUCAGAAAGUUUAAGCCAGUUUAUAAUAUAAAAGUGUGAAAUUGUUUUUAAUGCCAUUGUUUCGCUUGUUUGUCAAUGCGUACGCUGUUGUGGCAUUUUGAAGCUGAUUUGUACUCACCUGCACAACAUAAAUAAAAAAAUUUAAAAUAGAGAGGAUAAAUUCCUACACUCCUGUAAAAUCAUGUGGUCCGAAGAUUAAGUUGGCAACUUUUAGCUGGGCGUCUACAACUUUUGGUGAUGUGUUGGGCACUGGAGUCUAGUCUUUUUAACGAUGAGCUGUAGAAGUAUUUUAAGCCUAGCACAGAACACUAGCUGAUACUCAUGCAGAUGAGCUUUUACUUUAUUUUAUUUUUAUAGAUAUAUUGUUUUUAUUCUUUGAUCAAUAUAUCCUGCUAAAAUUCAGUUCUCCAUUUUCCUAAAUUUCCAUGAGUUCCAACUUGAGUUGUGUCCACACUACAGGCAAAGUUAAUGCCGACUAGCUAAUGAUUGCUGCGUGCCUUUUCAGAAAUGUUUUAAAAAAAAAAAUUAUUAUUAUUAUUAUUAUAGAUUAUUUUUUUUUGUGUUGUCAGAGUAAAAUUCUAAUAAUAUAUAUAAAAAUGAAACAUUGAGAUGAUAUUUAUUUGGCUACAGUAGCAUCUUACUUUAUGAAAUGUUAUGUUUCCUCUCCAUCACAGUUCGAGGCUACCUUCCCUCUAGUCAGCAAGCUACAGGAAGUCUCAUGGAUACAAGUGUUGAGCAGGAAUUAGUUCGAGAACUAAGUCAAAAGAAGCAGAAUCUAUUGCUGGAACUGAAAAACUACCAAGAGAAUUCAAAGGUAGUUAGAUCUGUGUCACGACUGUUGCUAAGAAAAUUAUGAUGAACAACAGUCAAAGUACAGCUGGUUGUAGUGGUUAUGGUAUCAGAAGUACACUUCCUCCUCCAUUGUAAGUUGUCAGAUCAUUUUAGGGCGUUUUGACUUCUUACCUGGGGUCUGCUGAGUUCCGCUCAUUGACCGAAAGCGAUCAGCUGACUGCAUUGCAAGGCUUCAUUCAGGAGCGCUAAUGGAAGCCUGUGCUUCGAAGCUUCUGCCUGUCCAUCGUCCGUAAUGAAGGGAGCAGUUUGACUACUUGACUACUUACUAUAGGGCACUCCUGGCAACAUAACCACCUUUGUGUGCUUGUUUUAAAGGAACACCCAAGACACAUAAAAGACACGAACUUGCGGAGGUGCUUCAUGUUUGUGGAGCCUGUCAUUUUUUUUACAGUUUAUAAAAUUUCAAUUGAAAGCACUUUUAUAACUAGGGGCAGAAAUACCUCCCUGGCUGUCACUAACACAACCAGUGAGGUUUUCUUACGCUUCCAUUUGCUCCACAGAGCGAACAGAAAUGGCAGAUGUGCUCGGUAGAGGAUGCCUGCCUUCCUCCUUUUCCUUAAUGAGCUACGGCUUGAGCACAGAGGUUUCUUAAUGAGUCUGAAACCAUGUGUUGGGGAAAGAAGGGAGGGCUUACAAAGGCUGCAGACAGCAGGUCUGCAGAUUUUUCAAACUUUUUUUUUUUUUUUUAUUUACCUCCAAAGAAAAUGUGCAGUAAAAAUACAUGUAUGUUUUCUUUUUGGGUAUAUCCACUAAAUGAUAAAUAAAAUUGCAAUUGAGUGUACCUUUAAAUUUAAUCUUUUUUUGGACAACAUUGCGCAAGACUUGUGUAUCCCCCACAAUCGCACUGAAUGACCCAUGGGUGACACUUGUUUCUUCCUUGUAGAGGUCAAAAGCUGUAAGGUUCUUUAUUAACUUCUUUUUACUCUGACCAAUAUUGUAAAAUUUACAUAUUGUACUUCAUAAUUGCUAUUUGAUUUGCUAAGGUAGAUACACUUUGAUAUAUGUAUUUACCAGGUGACUUUUUUCAUUAAUACUGUCUUCCAUAUUGUGUUGUCAUUCUUGAGCAGGCAGAUUCACGGGUUCAAGUGAAUGAGCAUGAUGGUCAGAUGGGUGUUAUUCCGGCAAACACCCAGUUACAGACUGCUUUGUCUGUGAAUAUGGGCUCUGAAACGCAGUCUGCACAUGUUGAACUGAGCAUCUCAACAUCGAAUGGUGAGCAGCAAUGAUCUAUCAUACCUCCCCACAAAACAUAAUCUGCUGUAUAUGUGUAUACUGGGUCAUUCUAUUAACUUCCCUUAUACCAAUACUGCCUAUCCUGUAUGCCCAUUCAGAUUCUAAUUCUGACCAAGUAUUGAAUUAACUGAGCAUAUUUUGCUUCUAGAUCUCGGUCUGCUGAAAUGGGAAUUCUAGGCUGAUCGUGCCCCCAUUUUUUUUUUUUUCUCCUGUUAGUUUUUAAAUAGUACAUUGAAGCUAUAUAUAUAUAUAUAUAUAUAUAUAUAUAUAUAUAUAUAUAUAUAUAUAUAAUAAUAAAAUAAACUCUAUUUAAAUGUUCUAUCCUCACACAUGUUGUAAUCAGUUUUGCGCUUUGCCCACUCCAAGCAGUUUGGUCAAUCAGCAGCCUCUCAUUCUGUUUUAUCUGCACACUCCAUGUUCAAACACAGAGUUUCUGGGGCUUGUAGCUCAGUUGUCUAUUUUGUACUGAGAGAGCUUUUUUCAGCUUUAGUUCAGCUUUGCUUCAUGAUCAACUGUUUAUUGGACACUGCAGGUUAUUGCAGGUUAGGAGAGACAUGUACAGCUGCGUUACUGGGCCCUGCAGGUUAGGAGAGACGUGUACAGCUGCGUUACUGGGCACUGCAGGUUAUUGCAGGUUAGGAGAGACUUGUACAGCUGAGUUACUGGGCACUGCAGGUUAUUGCAGGUUAGGAGGGACAGGCGCAGCUGAGUUACUGGGCACUGCAGGUUAUUGCAGAAUAGGAGGGACAUGCACAGCUGCGUUACUGGGCACUGCAGGUUAGGAGAGACGUGUACAGCUGAGUUACUGGGCACUGCAGGUUAUUGCAGGUUAGGAGGGACAGGCACAGCUGAGUUACUGGGCACUGCAGGUUAUUGCAGGAUAGGAGGGACAUGCACAGCUGAGUUACUGGACACUGCAGGUUAGAAGGGAGGAACAAAAAUAGAGCUCUCUUUGAAGAUACAAGAACCAGCAAGAAGGAAAUAUAUUAGAGUGGUGGAAUAGAGGAGUUGAGUUUAAGGUUAACAAUGCUUCCCCUCCCCAAAAUCUAUACAAUAUUUGCCAUCUAUAAAAUACAGCUAAUUAUUUAAGACAAAAUCUAUAAAAUGCAGGAAAGUUGUAUUGGUGCAUGGAGUGUCUAUUUACAUUGAAAAUGCAUUUGCUGUGGGAUGUAUACACAUUGUGUGGCCUGUUCUGUCCAGUAACCAGCCCAAGUGGUUUUAUUAAAUGACAAUUUAGAUACAAUCAUCCGAGCUGUGCAGAUCUUUGCAGAAGGCAUAUUUGAAGGGGAAAGCCAUGUUGUCCAUCCCAGUUCCCAGCAACUAACAGGCCGGAUUCACAUUCCCAUCUGUCCACCUAAGGAUGUGCCUGUGGAUAUGCACAUCAAAGCCUUUGUGGGAUACAGAAGCAGGUAGGAAAAAUACAGUCAUUUUUAUAUGAUUUAUAAUGUUGUAUAUGAAGAGGCUUUUGGAAUUAAAGGGACCCUAUAGGCAAUGUAACCAUUUAAAUGCAUCUCAUUGAAUUGGUUAUAGUGCCUGGUGUCCCCUGGCACUGUUCCUCUAUUCAGAGUUUAACACUGAAUGAGAAUCUGUGGCCUCUGCUGGAGGUAUACCUAAAGCAGAAAUUACACUCCUUCGUACCAAUUCAUUCCAGCAAUGUAGGCUGUGAUAGGCUGAAAGCGGUCAGCUGACACACUGCUGCCUGGGCCAAUGAGAGGCAGUACAAAAGGGAUGGGAACUGUGAAUUCUCACUUGGCAUUGACACAUUUAAAAACCGUUUAACAGUGAAUGGAAGGACUCCAGAGGACUCCAGACACUGAUAUGAAGCAGUUACAGUGCCUACAGUGUCACUUUAAAUAAACACUCCAAGCAACAUAACCUCUAAACACUUUCUAAUGGUUAUGGUGCCACGAGUACCAACGUGGUCAAACCAGUUUAGAAUGGUUUGACUUCUUUCCUGGAGUCCGCUAGGUGCAGCUACCCCCUUCCACUACCUCCUCCAGAUAGCCAGAAGCUUCUGCGAAGUAGCCUCCAUUAUCUCUCCCAUGCUAAUCCCUGCAGGGCAGCUCAGACAGAGAGCUCCCAGCCCUCUGGAUAAGGUAAUGGAGGUGGUAAGUGGUGGGUACCAGGUCACUCCAUAAUUACUAUCAUUUGUUGCAGUGGUUAUGGUGCUUUAAAAGCUUGAAAAUCAAAAAAACAUGUUGACCACUAUAGAUUCUAUAUUUGCUGCCUAUAUAAACUGCAUUAUUCAGUCUGUUAUACUAAAAGAUAAGUGGGUGUUAUCCACAACGGAUAGGCUGCAUUGAUCUAUCGAUGAAAACAGAUGUGCUCCCAAGUCCCAACAUGCCAUAUAGUGCAAAAUAAUUUAACCCUCACAGCAGCAUAUGCACGGGCACUGGAAGAAAUCCCAAAGUGUGUAUGGGCUCAUAAGGAAUUUGCUCAGCACAUGCCCAUAAGCACACCUAGAGUAUCAGGACAAUUGUGACACUCGGGAUAUAAAAUUGCUGGAGAGGUGGGUGUGUUUGAUACUUGCAUCCACCGCACCACACACCUGUAUUCACUUCAGUAUUCUGUAGUGGGCAGAGGGACUGAGAUAGUGAUCGUUCCACAUUGAAGAAACACAAGAUAGUGUGUGAUGAUUGCUUCUUCCUUUUAAACAUCAGGCACAUUUUCUUCACUCUAGUAUACAGUUCCACGUCUUUGAACUGACACGUCAGCUGCCACGUUUCUCAAUGUACGUGCAAAGUAACACUGCUUCUGCACCGGAGCCUUCCAGCUUUGUGACUUUCACCAUUAGUGAACGUGUUCAGAGGGUGAGUAGUACCCAAAGUCUGGCUUAUCCCCAGCGUGUUCAUUUAAUCCACUGAUUAUACGUGAAUCCUUCAAUUUAUUUCUGUUUUUUCUUUUUGUUUUGUUUUUUCAAGGUUGUUCUUUGGAUCAAUCAAAACUUCCUGCUUCCCGAAGAGACCGAGACACAGAGCACUCCAUUCCAGAUCAGCUUUACAUCUCUACGAGAUGGAGGAACCCUCUUGAUCACCAUGAAAUCCAAUGGAGAGGUAACAUGCCCUGUUGAAUACUCUCUGCUCAUCAGGGUUGUAUAAAAUCGUUCUGACAAAUAAUCCAUGAUUCAUGAUCCUUACCCAGGCCAGAAAAUGUUACCUUUAAAAAUGCUGUGAGCAUAGUAGGGUUUUGGUGAACUUUAUCCUUUUUCGCCUUCCCGAUACGCCUCUCAGGAACAUUUUAAAAAUGAUUCUGUAAAUAACCUCAUGGGCAUCUAAUAAUUCUUUUGUUUUUUGUCUGUGUUCUCUCUCCCAUUAGAUCACCGUAAGGACAGAUGACAUGGAUUUAGCUGGUGAAAUCAUCCAGUCUUUGGCUGCAUUUUUAGCCAUAGAGGACCUGCAGGUGGAAGCAAAUUUUCCAAAAUAUUUUGAGCAGCUCCGUAAGGUGCUGGGGCAGGUGAGUUGAAGAAGAAUCUUGUUAAAUAAUAAGUAUUGUUUCUAUGUAUUGGAUAGACAUGUAUUGGUUUAUGUUGGUAUGCUUUAGGAUGCAAUGGGCAACCUCUUGCAUGAUCAAGUUAUUUUUACAGAUCGCUAAUUGUAUGUUCCUGGCAGGUGGAUGAUUCUCACUCUGUGCACCAGAAGCUAACUGCAGACAUGGCGGAACAGUCCAACCUGAUCCGAAGCAUGUUGGUGCAGGCAGAGGAUGCUCGUCUGAUGAGAGACAUGUAAGUAACUGCUUUGAAGCUUGAUACUUAGUGAUAUCCAAUUAUAUGCAUAUGUGGCCACAUACUUUUCUCAAGGUGAGGAAAACAAUGAGAAAAUUAAAGGGAUUAGCCCUUGACUGGAAGGAACAUUCUGUUUGACUCUGCACUCUAUGAAGAAGCCACGCAAAGCAAUCUGCAGCUAGAGGGACAUUCAGCAUCUGUUUUACCUCCAUCUACAUUGUCAUUCCAUUGCUAAUUUAUCAUUUCAAAAUAAAAUUAAAAAUUUAAAAUACUAAAAGAGCGAUUAUUAACAAGUUUCUCACAGAACCAUAUUAUGAGCCUGGUGACCUAUUCUUUAAUUGUAAAAAUAGUUUAUUUGCAAUAUAAGUUGUACUAAACAUCGCUUCUGACUAAGGUGUUAAGAUAUGUGUUGGUAGAAGUAGGUGCAAAAUUGUGAUGUCAUAUCCCAGUACCGCAGUUUAUAGACUAGAACUAGAUCUCUCCCUGGCACUUAGAGACUGCCCACUCUUCAGCCGCAGCGAUAAUGGAAAUAAUUCACUUCCACGUUAUGUGCGAUUCUUUCCAAUCAGGAUCGGAAUAAAAGCCUAUUGUUGCAGUCAAACCUGCAUGGAAGUGUAAUUUUGCAUUAUCAGUGAGACUCUUGAGGAAGCAGCCUAUAGCUGCUGUAGUGGUUUUGGUGCCCCUUUAAAAUGUUUAUAGAUUUUAUAGUGCCCUGGUCCCGCUUUGUACUGUAUUUUAAUAAUAUCUCCCACAGAAAGAAUAUGAAGAAACGGUACACCGAGCUCUAUGACCUCAACAGAGAUAUUAUAAAUUCCUACAAGAUCCGUUGCAACAAUCACAGUGAGCUGAUAAAUAAUCUAAAAUUCGUCAACCAGGCAAUCCAGCGUGCAGGACGGCUGCGGAGUAAGUGCACAAUGGAUUAUUACUACUAAAUGACCCAUUCAAUCAAUGCUUUCAUUUAGCUGGUGCUUAAUUCUGUACACAGAGUUUAAUUGUUGAUUUAAGUGCUCCAAUGACUGCAUAAUUCUGUGUGUGUGUGAAUAUGUUUGUAUAUGAACACUAAAUAGGAAAGAAGGGAACUUUUGUUUUUGAAUUAACACAAACAUUUAGUAAAUGUUUGUGUAACACAAGAACAAUACAUACAAUAGGUGGAUCACACUCCUAGAAAUAUCUAAAAGAGAAUAAAAAAAAAACCAAUAUAGUGUAAUAUUGUCAGUAAAUGGAAAUCCAAAUAAGUGUAGAGAUCAGGUACUCACAAACCAAGAGCCAAACAUGUACAUGUGGCUCUCAUGGGAACAGCACUGGGACCAUUAGUUAGGAUGUCCCUUUCCUUCUUGGAAUCUUCUGGUAGCAAAUAUAAAUGACUGUAAACACUUACUACUUCAGUAAAGUGUUUAUUGAUCCAAAAGUAAAACAGGAAUGGAGACAAAAGGAAUAACUCCAAUAAAAUGCAUAAAAAUAGUAAUAUAGUAAAAGAGUCCAAAACAGGAGUCUCUGUAAAUCCGAAACGCGUUUCGCCCUGUACCAGGGGCUUUCUCAGUCGGUAGUAUGGGUCUCUUCUUCCUUGGCGUCUUUUUAUGUGAAUGGGAUGGCCGGCUCCUAUCUGUGGAACGCAUAUCGCCGAGGUGGAACGCACUUCCGGCACCGCCGCGCGCCAUAUCCGGGUUGUGAGGUCUUUCCGGUGAAGACGCCGGCCUGACUUCCGGCGUAAUUGUUCUUGUGUUUAUAUUUGAGUGGUAUAAGGGGUUUCCUGCUCAGGUGAUAGAUCACACCCAUAUUGUCCUCACUGUAUACAUUGCACUUUCUUUAUUAAUGUUUGUGUAACACCUACAGGGGUUAAUUUAGUAAACUCUAAAUUGUAGUAAACAUGGUAUAAAACAUUUGCAAAUCAAUAAAGAAUUAAUUCUUGCCAAGAUGCCCAGCAUUUGUUAUCCCGGUAGGUUGGUUAAACUCUGAGCUCAGUAAACUUCAUGAGAGUUUAUGGUAAUGUUUUGUCUCUGCAGUUGGAAAGCAUAAAGUCCAGGUGAUCACCGCUUGCCGAGAUGCAAUUCGAAGCAACAACAUCAAUGCCUUGUUUAGAAUUAUGCGAGUCGGGGCCACCCCCUCCUAGCACCGUUCAUCCAUGGCUUGUGACAAACCAUGUGCUUUGGACACACAUGAACCAAAGGAUUGUGAGUUCUUCCUUCACAACAAAUCAGCCUCACCUUAGGAUUACUACGGGAUCUGGAUGUCUCAGUCCCCUGUCAUCGUGUCUAGUCUUUUAAUCAGAGGAGCUGAGUAAGCCUGUGUAGUUUAAAGAAUGUGAACAGUUUAACUCAUGUACUAUGGGUGUGUAUAGUUGGUGUUAUUUGGAACACUUUAAAACAAUAUUUUUUUUGUUUUUUCAAUAUCUACUUUUUCACAUCCUGCCAGAGUAACUAACUUUUUAAAUUUUGUCAAUAAAUUGUAGAUACAAUUGCCUACAUAAGGAAGAAAGUUUAGACGUCAUAAAGAAAUACAUAUAGUUAUAAUAUUUUAAAAAAAAUACAAACCCUCUCCCCCACAAUAGGACAGUGCAGAUUUUUAAUGGAGGAUAGAGGAUGCUUCCUGCAGUCAAGUGAGCAUAAUAUCACCAAAAUAUUACCUUAAUGCAACAGACUUGAUGUGCGCUGAUUUUUAAGGUCCUAUGUGCAUAUUACUUCCUUUCUACUUUGACUAAUGCAUUACUGUGCAGUUCUCGGGGGUAGAGAAAGGCAGUGUCUCCUUGUGCUCUGGGCAGUGUAUGGCAUCAUAGGAGUACCACCAGCAAACUCCCCUUACCGACACCUGGCAGUGAUGCAGCAAUGAGGGUUCUCCGAUGUUCUGCUGUUUUGAAAAGUUAGGAAAAUUGAAAAUAAUAUACAGCACUUGGUAACAAUAUCAAAGGAAAGUAAAGCUGCAAAAGCUGUACACAGUUAGCACAAUAUAUAGACCUAAAAAAAAGAAAUGUCGUUAAAGUAUGUCAUAUUAUUCUUUCAUGAAUGGUGCACUUUGAUGUUUAAUUAUUUAUUUGAUACUGCUGGUAUUUUUCAUUAAAAGAGCCUGUAUUUGACAAUA
Messenger RNA from Pelobates cultripes (western spadefoot toad), 27471 nucleotides. Lineage: Eukaryota; Metazoa; Chordata; Amphibia; Anura; Pelobatidae. The record is from the annotation of a GenBank genome assembly.